Molecule: messenger RNA, 213 nt
Organism: Ectocarpus sp. CCAP 1310/34
Lineage: Eukaryota; Phaeophyceae; Ectocarpales; Ectocarpaceae
Source: the annotation of a GenBank genome assembly
AUGCCGUACAUUCCAUGGGAAAAUGUCAACAAUGCACCAGGAGCUGGAACAAUCGUCGCCGGAAUCUGCACUUUCGACCUGAAGAAUGUGCUGGUCGGCAUCUUGCAGAUGGUGACCGCCCCGAUAUUGAUCGGAUGGGUGUGGUCGAUCCUGUGGGGCUGGGAGCUCUGGCAAAGGAGGAAGACCAUCGUCUUGGGGGGUGUAGGCGUGUAA